Molecule: messenger RNA, 3381 nt
Organism: Lodderomyces parapsilosis
Lineage: Eukaryota; Fungi; Ascomycota; Pichiomycetes; Serinales; Debaryomycetaceae
Exons: 1
Coding region: 1-3381 (1126 amino acids)
Biological process (GO): regulation of DNA-templated transcription
Cellular component (GO): Cdc73/Paf1 complex
Molecular function (GO): RNA polymerase II complex binding
Source: RefSeq, a predicted model, not a curated record
AUGGAGGAGGCUAGUGAUAUUUCAUACUACAUCGGUCAAGAUGGAGUUGAGGCUUCAAGAGUGUUGGAUGUGCCUUUGGAGGAAGGAGAUGUUGUUUCCAUUAAUUUAGCAAAUAUCGAUGAACAAGAUCCUAGCGAAAUUGUCCUGUUUUUAGUUGAAACCAAGAGUGGGAAACAUUAUUGGAUUAUUAUGGCUCGGGCAUAUGCCAAAUUAGGCAAAUUAGAGGAAGCUGCCAAAAUCAUCCAGUCAGCUUUGGAUUCAAAUAUUUUUGGCAGUGAAGAUAUCAAAACCCUCCAGUCGUUUUUAGUAUGGUUGCAUUUCAAGUACGCUUCUUUGGGAAUUGACAAGGUUGAUCAUUUGGUAGAAGCAGGCACUGGGAUCGCUGAUUUGGCAACAAGAAUACACAAUGAUACACAGAGUUCUCCAGUCAAUAGCACAAGCACCUUGUUGUCACAAGCGGUAUUGUCUUUGUUUCAGGGCAAUGAUGAAGAGGCAUUAAAGAUCUUUGAUAAGAUAUUGAAGAGGGAUCAGAAUAACACGUUUGCUUUGUUGGGCAAAGCACAGGCUAUGCUAAACAAAUCGAAAAGUUAUGGAAAUGCGUUGAAGUUGUAUCAACAAGUUUUGGUAUUGAACCCAACCACGACACCAGACCCAAGAUUGGGUAUAGGUUUGUGUUGUUGGUUCUUGAAUGAUGAGAAAAUGGCAAUUCAGGCAUGGGAGCGAGCACUUGAACUAGAUCCAAACAAUUUGAAAGCAAGGAUAUACUUGAACUUGGCUCAUUUCCAUCGUGCAUUCAACAAUUCUUGGAGUGAUGAAGAGUUUGUUAGUAACUAUAAACAAUGUUUGAGUGAAUUGUCAAUCAUUCACAAGAGUAAUGUUAGCGAUUCGACUGUAUUGUUGGUUCUCGCAUCGUACUAUUUUUCCAAAAAUAACUUUGAGACGGUUGAAAAAUUGUUGAGAAAAGUUGUGAAAGAUAUAACUGGGGAUGACAAUUUGAGUAAGCUUAUUACAUAUUCGAAAGCUUCAAAAUAUGAACUCAAUGUGUUGUCUGAAUGUGGUACAUGGUUGGGAAGAAUCAAAUUUUCAGAAGGCGAUUUCAUUCAGGCAGCAAAGUAUUUCCAAGAAGCAAUCAAGCUCAACGAUUUAAACAUAGUAGCUAAAUUGGGAUUGGGUCAAUCGCAAUACAAUCGUGGAUCAAUUGAUGAAGCGGCAUUGACAUUUGAAUCCAUUUUGCGCAGUAAUGCGAAUUGCUUGGAAGCAAAUUAUUCACUUGGUAUCAUUUACGCCAAACAAAGUUCAAAGAAGAAGAAAGAGCUCGCUAUUCAAGCGUUGGAACGAUAUAUCAAACUUUCCAAUAACAGAGGGAUAUCAGCUAGUAAAAAUGACGCUGAUUUUUUGUUGAACAAAGAACCAGUUGCUUUGAAUGCAUAUUUGACAUUGAGCAAUUUAUACGAAAACACUGAUUUAAUGCAAGCACUUUUGUACUUGAACAAGGCUGUUGAAGCAAGAAAGCAAAUUGGAAAGGAUGUACCAUUGGAAAUCUACAACAAUAUAGGUGUCUUUCAGUUUACAAAACAGAAUUUUAAAGGCGCUUUGGAAAAUUUCCAAAUAGCUAUUGACAAAUUGGAUGGUGCUGAGUUCUUAAGUCCUGAUGGUGAUGUGUUGGUGGAUUUACCAAAUGAUUUGAAAGUCACUUUGACUUUCAACUCGGCCAGAACAAAGGAGCUCUCGAAUGAAAAAGACGCUUUAGACAUGUAUCAAUCGUUAUUAUCGGAGUGCCCCAACUACUUUUCUGCCAAAUUGCGUAUUUUGUUCUUGUCAUGUAUACUGGAAGAUGGGUUAACACCAAAGGAAAUUCAAUCUGAAAUUGAUGAGUUGUUGAAGUUAAAUGCUUCUGAUAUGGAAGUUAGAUCAUUUUAUGGGUGGUUUGCCAAAAAUUUUGGAAAGAAGUUGGGCUUGAAGCCAGAUGCAGAUACUGCCUUUCAAAAAGAGACUCUUGUUGAAUACGAUAAACACGAUUGUUAUGCUUUAAUUUCAUUAGCCAACAUUUAUUGCAUUUUAGCUAGAGAUUUGAAGGGGUCAAGUGUGGCGGAAAAGAAGAGGACAUACUAUGUGAGGGCAACUGAAUUGUAUACCAAGGUUUUAACGGUUGAUAGAAAAAAUGUGUAUGCAGCACAAGGGUUGGCUAUAGUUUACAUUGAAAACAAGGAAUCCACUAAAGGAUUAGACAUUUUGAGAAAAAUUAGAGAUUCAUUGAAUGAUAUCUCGGUAUACUUGAACCUUGGACAUGUUUUAUGUGAUGUGAAACAGUAUGGAAAGGCUAUUGAGAACUACGAACUUGCCUUGACGAGAUACACUGAUGGUAAAGAUGUUCAAAUUUUGACAUUUUUGGGUAGAGCUUGGACACUUCGAGGUAUCAGUGAGCAGAGUCUAAAUUUUUUCAAAACUGCUUUGGACUAUACUAAACGGGCAUUCAACUUGACAAGAGGGUCGAAAUCAGCCUUACUUUUCAAUAUCUCAUACAUUCAAUUCCAAAUUGCCGAUUUUAUCACCAAGCAACCAGUUCAAAAAAGACAACCACAGGAUAUAAGUGAUGCCAUUACUGGAUUAAGUGAAGCUAUUGAAACUUUGAUACAGUUAUCAUCCGACGAGGAAAAACAUCCACCAUACCCAAAAGAUGAACUACGUGGUAGGGCCAAUUUAGGUUCAAGCACAUUACUCAACAGACUCACCAAUGCUCUUGAUGAAACUAAGGAGGAUAUUGCAGAAAUUGAACAAAGACUUGAGACAGCAAAACAAUUGAGAGAAAAGGAAAAAGAAGCCGAGCUUCAAAAGGAACAAGAGAGAAUCAGUGCCAUGAAAGAGAAAGAGGCAGAAUUGGCCAAACAAAGAGCAGUCCUACAAGAACAAGCGCAACAAUGGGCCGAAGAAUCCAGAAUAGAUGUCACGGCGAACGAGGAAGAAGAGAAUGAUGACAAAUUGUUUGAACAGGAGCUAGAAGGUGAGGCUAAGAAAAAAGGUAAAGGUUCAAAGGGCAAAGGUAAAGGUAAAUCAAAGAAGGGCAAAGGUGCUAAAAAGGUUGUUUCAGAUAGCGAAGACGAGGAAGAAGAAGCUGACUUUUCUGAUGUUGAUAAAUCAAAAUCGAAUGGUAAGAGACAACGGGUAUCCAAUGAGGAGGAUGACGAGGACGAAGAUAAACCAGUGUCAAAUGGCUCCAAGAGGAAGAAAACGCAACAUUUGUCGAAUGAGUUUAUCAAGGACAGUGAUGAGGAAUUGGAGGAUGAUGAUCUUUUCGGUGAUGACAAAGAGGGCGAAGAUGAUGAUGAGAAUGGUGACGAAAACGGUGAUGAGAUGGGUGAAGAAAACGGUGAUAACGAAUAG